AUGGCAUUCAAGUCCUCGUAUCAGAGACUUAAUAAGGUCUUGCUAGAGCGACGGGUCUACGAUCAAGGACUUGCAACGACAAAGUUUGAAACUGAGCUUACGAACUUAGAGGAUGCAUUCAAAAAGCGUGGGCCCAACGCCGAAUUCUUUGACACUGAAGAAUUCUGGCUACUGUUUCACAACCUUGGCGUUGUUAACAGCCGUCUCGCUGAUACGCAUCGGGUUCAAUUGAAAGAAUUGCUUCUGAAAAGAUUCGACCAAAAAGUCUUGGACGACAUCGGCGGUAUGGCCAUAAAGAGCACAGAUCCACUCAUGCACGGGUUUGGGAAAGCCGUGAUAUCGAAAGAAAAAAGAGAGUCAAUCGAUGUCGAAGCAGCCCGCAUUCGUGCCACGGAGGAGACUUGA
Molecule: messenger RNA, 405 nt
Organism: Peronospora matthiolae
Lineage: Eukaryota; Oomycota; Peronosporomycetes; Peronosporales; Peronosporaceae
Source: the annotation of a GenBank genome assembly